Molecule: messenger RNA, 1040 nt
Organism: Girardinichthys multiradiatus
Lineage: Eukaryota; Metazoa; Chordata; Actinopteri; Cyprinodontiformes; Goodeidae
Exons: 4
Coding region: 102-1040 (312 amino acids)
Source: RefSeq, a predicted model, not a curated record
UACAGAAAACCUGUAUUUAAAAGUAUUCCAAGCACAUCUACAAUUGGAACUGCAUUAGAAAUGCAUACAUAUUCUUUUAAUGUAAUUAAGACUUUGGUUUUAUGAAACAACCUCAGAGAGUUAUAAUUCCUUUUUAUGUCUUCUCUUCCAGAAUGGCUCUUGCAAAAUUGCUAAAUUCACAUCCAGAGACUCCCUAUCGUCACCUCCCCCCCUUACAUGUUUCUAUUUUGAAACUUAAAGAAAGGCCCAAGGUAUUGUCCUGGACUUUUACGGAGAACACAGCCAUACCAGCUUCAGUAAAAGAAAAUAAAAUUGCAGCACUAACAGAUGGUGAGCUGGUAACUACAGUUACCCUAUUUGAGGAGUUUGCUGGAAAGGUAAAGGAAGGCUCCUCCUAUAUAAUUAGAGGGCAUGAGCUGAGGGGUCAGGGCCCACCCUUCUAUAUUAAUAUAACAAGUAGGACCCAGUUCUUUCGUGGCCCAGCUCUAAGAAUUGAGGAACACCUUCUUGCAAAAGCUGAGGCACUGCUGGAGCCUCCAUCACCGCUUACACCGCUGGACGCCAGUCUUGGAACCAAAAGCCUAAUGACAGUGGAGGGUGAAGUGGUUGAGGUAUCUGCAAUCAAGAAGGUGGGAUCGAGGAAGGAGCAGAUACCUUUAAAGACCAUCAAACUCAAACAGGACCAGCAUAUCAUACCGUUAUCCCUGUGGCGGGAAGCUGCAACUGUGGCUCUGGCUGUGGGAGAUACCAUCUCUCUCAGCCAUGUAAAGGCUUCGAAGAGUAGUUAUGGUAACCAACUACAAACAACGACAUUCUCCAUGAUCAAGGCCAAAGAGGAAGUACGAACUUCCUCGUGCAUCAUUGGAGUCAUGGAAGGGGAAGAAGGGGAGAAUCUUCUCCGUGUUUUGUUUGAGGAUGGGCAAACCGCUCUCAUCUCACAAGAAAUGUGGGCUCCCUUUGAUGAACCUCUUAAAUUGGACAAAAUCCAGGUCAACGUUAAGUUGUCUGGGAACAAAAUAGUCCAUAUCAGACAGAUGUAA